AUGGAGCCAAAGGUCGGCCAUGUGCGCUCUGAGGAGGGCUUGGUGCCCUUUUCACAGUUCAGGUGCAGCCCCUGCUGCACGACGGACACUUUGGAUCCUGUCUACUCCAAUGUUACGGCAGGGCAGUCUAUGUGGUUUCAGUUGCCCGAUGGGCUCCAUCCAGAUCGGGAUGAGUUCUGCCCCGGGGAUGAACCGCUGACCAAAGCUGACGGCGUUCACGAACGGGGAAUGAUUGUUUUGACCGGCCCCGGCACUUUGCUUGAGCUGCCGGCGGACUUGCGGCGUAAUGCUGAGCGCAUCAUGUCCGCAAACUCUGGAUUUCAUGUGAAAUGGUUUAGUGAUGCAGACUGUCACUCCUACAUCGCACGACAUUUCGAUGCAGAGCUGGCUGGAAUGUUUCGUCGCGAAUAUCGAGGCUCGUUUCGAGGAGACCUAUGCCGAACAGCAGUUCUGUACCGUGAGGGGGGCUUUUAUGUGGAUCUAGAUGUCGAAUUAUUGGUACCGUUGACUUCGCUCGUCGGGUUGUCGACAACGUUCAUGUCUGCUUACACGUUUGACGGCGCCAUGUUGAAUGCCGUGAUGGCGAGUGAGCCUUUCAGCUCCGUUCUGUAUUCCACACUCGUGGAGCUGCGGAAGUGGUACCGGGGGCAAGUCCCCCGAAUCUAUGAUGCAACUGUAGAUGGCAAUGACUGUCGCAACGAGUGGAUGGGCCCACUCACACUGCACCGCGGAAUUCGGAACUUUAUGCAGGCGGUGUGUCCAGGCGUAGUGCUAUCUGCUUCGCAGUUAGAUGUAGCCUGCGGUACACAUGCCCUGCGCUUCUACCAGGAGCGUGAGCUCCAGUGCACAGUGGGCAAGGGAUCAAGAGAAUGCUCUGAUGAGCGAGCUCGGUCACCGUUUGCUGGUUCGAAAUAUGGCUUGUUUGCUCCUGGCCCGGAGAUGUAUCGAGAACGACUGUUGCUAGGUUGGCCACGCUUUGAAGCCUGUAGAAGCAGAGGUUGCUCGGAAGCUUUCCGAUGGGAGAGACCGGAUGAGCAUCUGCAGCUAGACUGGCUUCUGCAAGCGCGGAUGAUGCCCUGUGUCUGCCCAGAGCAGUUCCAGAGCGCCCAGAAGCUCAUUACAGGCUUGAUCUUCUCCCUGCCGGCCAAAGAGCAGCUCGGCCCAGCAUGCGACCGGUUCCGGCCGUUCAUCGAAGCUGGCGACUUGGAGUGUGCGACGGCAGUGGUUUCCAGCAGCCUGCUCUGUGCGAGUGCCGCCUCGGGCAUCGACCCGAAGCUUGCCCGGACCUUCCUGGCUAGGGCGUUGCAAGCGUCACUGGGUGGUUCCACACUGCUUUGCUACGAGGAAAUGUGGCACAUCAGGAUGGACGAAAUCUUGGACAAUUUCUAUCGCUCGCACAUUCCCGAGUUUGCGGAGGCCACGCUGAACUGGACCAUGUACAACAGCUCCUCGGAGGCCUUCAGCCGCACUCCGGAAGAGCUUGCCAGCAGCAUCAUCCGCAUUCGUUCGGCGCUGGCACUUUUCGGGAGCUCGGCGAAGCCCAGUACUCCGAAGACAGUCCGCAAAGAGACAACCCAGUCAAAGCUGGGCCUCGCCCUUGCGAACCUCGAGGGCGAAUCUGGAUCUGGAGACCGGUCACCGGCCGCUGAAUUGUUUGCUUCCUGGCGGUUUCGAGUCCAACUUCCUGGCGAUGCUAUCUACGCCGGGCAGUGGCUUGGAGACCAGCGACAUGGCCAGGGCACCAUGACCAGGCCGGACGGAGGGCGCUAUGAUGGACAGUUCCGCCAUGACAAAGCUCAUGGCGUUGGCAGGUUUCGCCAUGCCAACGGAGAUGUCUAUAGCGGACAGUGGCUCGAGGACAAGGCCCACGGGCAUGGCAAGUUUGUUCAUGCGGAUGGAUCCUCCUAUGAAGGCGACUGGGAGAUGGACACCAAAUCCGGCAGAGGAGUUGAAACCUGGGCGGAUGGGUCUCACUUCAAGGGUGAGUACAGAAAUGGGAUGAAGCACGGAACCGGCUUCUUCCAGUCUGCAGACAGUUCGACUUACUCUGGGCACUUUGUUGAUGACGCGAUGGAAGGUCAGGGCAUCUACAGAUUUGCUGAUGGAAGGCUGUACACCGGCGCUUGGCAUGAGAGUCAGAUGCAUGGUGAUGGCACGAUGACGUGGCCCGACGGCCGCUCCUACACUGGUGGCUUCUCGGAUGACCGAAAGUCCGGCGAGGGCACCUUCACCUGGCCCGAUGGAAGGUCCUACUCUGGACAGUGGGAGAUGGGCCGGCAGCAUGGUGUGGGCGUGUUCAUCGACACCAAGGGCAGGCAACGAAAAGGUUUGUGGAAUGAAGGGCAGCGAUUGAAAUGGAUGGAUGCUUAA
Molecule: messenger RNA, 2370 nt
Organism: Symbiodinium sp. CCMP2456
Lineage: Eukaryota; Dinophyceae; Suessiales; Symbiodiniaceae
Source: the annotation of a GenBank genome assembly